UCCGUGUCUAUUUUUACAUUGUUGCAGAAAGAAAGAAAAUGAAAGGAAAAGACGGUACUAGAAAAGACCAUUCGAGUCCAUUAGGCGCAGUAAAAUGAAUCGACGUCAGUAAUUAUCCCUGAUUGAUCACAUUUUACGAUAAUCUUUUCCUUACUCCUCUUUUUGGGAUAAUACAAAUCUUUAAAGAGUGGGAGCAAAUAUUUUGAAUUUAUGAGUCUGAAUUAAAUAAAUAAAUAAAAAGCAAACUAUAGCUCUGCCCCUGAAUCUGUACCUUCCACUUUGCAGGCAGUAAGUGGAUCAAAUCAAACGACAGAUAUUAAACCACCAAUAAGAAGGAGUAGGAGUACAAUUUUCAAGAAUCCCAAAUCAAAAGUUUAAAAAAAAAAAAAAAAAAAAAACCUUUACUACUGCAGCUUUCUCUGGUCACAUUAAAAGUACAUUUACUUUAAGUAAAGCUUUAGCUAGUCAAUGAAAAUUAAGAAGACGAAACAGGUAGAGUGAACGUCAAAGCAAGCAAGUAGUAGUGUGAGCAACUUAUCUUUCUAGUUUGAGAUCAAAAAUGGGAAGGAAGUUGUCGAAAGCCGCUAAGGAAAGAUGGAGGAAGAGAAAAGCAGCCAUGGAAGUAUCCCAAAAUGAGGGAGAUCAAAAUAUUCAAAGGGCAUCUUUAGCAUCCGAGAAUGAGGCUGAUGGUCCAAACAACUCUGGAUUACCAACUGAUAAUGAGCAAAGUAAGCGUGCUCAAUCUGCAGCCUUUACCUCAAAGAGGAAAGUAUCAAAGGUCAAUAACAUGAUUGUUAGACGAUCCAAUCGACUUAAAAGUUUUGGUUCGUUUGGGAAAAGACAAGGGAAGGAAGCUGUUCACCAUGUCGAUCUUACCGACUGUGAUAGAGACAAGGAGCCGCAUAUUGAGCCAGUCAGGGAUCAGGCCGAUGGUCCAAAUCACUCUGAGUUGACUACGAACAAUGAGCAAAGUAAAUAUUCUCAAUCUGCAGCAGUUCUCUCAAAGAGGAAAACAUCAAAGGCCAGUGACGUGCUUGUUAGACAAUCUGGUCGACUUAAAAGUUUAGGGUCAUUUGGGAAAAGACAAGGGAGGGGAAGUGUUCAUCGCGUCGAUCCUACCAAUUGUGAUAGAGACACAGUGUUGCGUGUUGAGCCAAUUAGUUCUAAACCAAUCAGGGACAUGAGUAGCUCAGAAAUGAUAGUUGACCAUUUGGUCCAGACUAGAGGCAAAAGGCCCUUUGCAAGUGAAACGUCGACAAAUCUCAACUACAAAAUUCUGUAUACCAACUCGGAGAAAAAAAUUGAGGCCUUGACGGAGGAAAACUAUCGACAAGCCCAGGAAUUAUCCUAUGUGCUUGGAAAAGUCAAGAUAUAUGAGAAUAUGAUUGGACUUGCAAUGAACUUGUCUGGCGGAGCAGUCAAACUUCAUCCAGAUGCUGCUGCUGCUCUAAAUUCUGCCCCUGCACCGAAAUCCUCUCUUGUUAAGAAGAAAAAGAACAGUGUUAAAAGGAUGAAGAAAAACUAGGAGGUGUGGUCAUCCUUAUUGGAGGUGAUGUAUGUUUGCUAUUACUGCCUUCAACAGAUACUGAAGAAGGCAUUGGCUAUCCUUUAUUUUGUGGCUUAUGCAAAAUGCAAUGUUUGGUGAAAACUUAAUCUUGUUUUGCUGCUGCCAGUUUUGUCCUGAAUUCACCUGCAAUCUAGGAUACAUGUUAUUUGGAUGAUGUGCACACCUCUUUUCCUGUGGAUGUUGUUAUCAUGUUUCCAGUAAACUGAUGAAGCUGCUUAAUUAUUGCUGCUUCUACUAUAGAUAUGGAAACAGCUUGCUGCAAUAUAGGCUACGAGUUUUUACAAUUCUUUAUG
Lycium barbarum (goji berry) is the source of this 1860-nucleotide messenger RNA. RefSeq lists its product as uncharacterized. NCBI's taxonomy places the organism in Eukaryota, Viridiplantae, Streptophyta, Magnoliopsida, Solanales, Solanaceae. The transcript has 7 exons. The record is from RefSeq and is a predicted model, not a curated record. Bases 560 to 1525 code for a protein of 321 amino acids.